Molecule: messenger RNA, 1935 nt
Organism: Salvia hispanica
Lineage: Eukaryota; Viridiplantae; Streptophyta; Magnoliopsida; Lamiales; Lamiaceae
Gene: HSF3
Product: heat shock factor 3
Biological process (GO): cellular response to heat; regulation of transcription by RNA polymerase II
Cellular component (GO): nucleus
Molecular function (GO): RNA polymerase II cis-regulatory region sequence-specific DNA binding; DNA-binding transcription factor activity
Source: RefSeq, a predicted model, not a curated record
UCUCUCACACACACACACACAUUCUCGAGUCUCGACCCAUCUCUAGCGCUUUCCUCUCUCUUCUCUCCCGCCCCAUCCCUCCCCCUUCUUUCUCUCGCUCUCGAAAUCUUCCGCACUUUGUGAUUCAGUAGAUAUGGAGGCUGGAGGAGGAGGAAUCUCAACGGCGGCGACGUCGCCGCCACCGUUUCUGAGUAAGACUUACGACAUGGUGGAUGAUCCGGCGACGGAUGCGGUGGUAUCGUGGAGCAAGAACAGCAACAGCUUUGUUGUCUGGAACGUGCCGGAGUUCGCUAGAGACCUUUUGCCUAAGUAUUUCAAGCAUAAUAAUUUCUCCAGCUUCGUUCGCCAGCUGAAUACUUAUGGAUUCAGGAAAGUUGAUCCCGACCGUUGGGAGUUUGCUAAUGAGGGGUUUCUUAAAGGUCGCAAGCAUUUACUGAAGACCAUAAACAGGCGUAAAUCAUCCCACGCACAAGGCCAACAGCAAAACGUUCAAGUUCAGAAUCCCCCUGUCCCGUCUUGCAUUGAGGUUGGCAAAUUUGGGAUGGAGGAAGAGGUUGAAAGGUUGAAGAGAGAUAAGAAUCUUCUCAUGCAAGAACUUGUUAGGUUGAGGCAGCAGCAACAAACAACCGACAGUCAAUUGCAGACUGUUGGUCAGCGUGUUCAUGUAAUGGAGCAACGACAAACACAAAUGAUGUCCUUCCUCGCCAAAGCUAUGCAAAGCCCUGGCUUUGUAUCACAGAUGGUACAUCAGCAGAAUGAUAGUGGUAGACAUAUUUCUGGUGCUAACAAGAAAAGGAGGCUACCGAGUCAGGAUGAAGAAAGUUUAGCUCACAAUUUGAGUAUUACAUCGCCCGAUGGACAGAUUGUCAAAUACCAGCCUUUGAUGAAUGAAGCUGCAAAGGCAAUGCUGAGACAAAUCAUGAAAAUGGAUACGUCAAAUAGGUCCGAGUCUAAACUGAGCAAUCCUAAUGGUUUCUUGAUUGACAGUGCACAUUCUCCCUCGGAUUUAUUAGAUAGUAGUAGUUCAACCAGUAGAAUAUCAGGAGUGACUCUUUCAGAGGUUUUACCCAAUACGUCCGCACUGUCUGAGGUCCAAUCUUCCUCUUGUCUGACGCAUGCUAGUGCUCACAAUACCCUCUUUCCGGAGGCAAGCACAGGGGUACCUGAUUUCAUUCUCGCACAAGGAAUCAGUCCAGGAAAUAGCAUCGACCUUCCUAAUGAGCCAUUUAAGGGGUCCGAGCCUACAAAUUUCAGUUCUGUGGAUGUACUUCCUGGGUUUGUCGAUGCCCCUAUACCUCCACCGUCAGAUGAACCUUUGGAAGACUACGAUGUUGACAUUUUGCUCGAUGACAUUCAUAAGCUGGCAGGUAUGGGUGAUGAUAUUCAUAAGCUGCCUGGUAUAAGUGAUGAUAUCCAUAAGCUGCCGGGUGCAAGUGACGAUAUUCCCAAGCUUCCGAGCAUAAAUGAUGUAUUCUGGGAACAGUUUCUUCCUGAGAGCCCCUCCCUUAUUGAGAAAACAGAUGAGAUAAAUGCUGUCGAUAUGGGACAUGAAAUGAGCACGGAUCAGUUCACCGAACUAGAAAGUGAAUGGGACAGGCUGAAGAGUUUGAAUAAUCUUACCGAACAGAUGGGGCUUCUCACAUCAUCUGCGAAGAUCGGUUAACGAAGCAUCUGUCCACAGAAACCACCCUUUUCAGAGCCUCUCUGCUUUGACGCAUCUCCGACAAGGCGCUUGAGUGCCUCCUCGCUCCUUCACGGCUCCUCUGAUGCUGUCUUAUUGCGCCUCCUGCCGGCGUCUGCGCACUCCUUUGCGGCUCCUACGAUGGAUCAGAUAGCACAUUGGUUCGUGCUCAAUUUAGUUUGAUUCUAAAACAUUGGAUACGAUUUUGCAUGUACGUUUAAGUGACUUUGAGAAAUCUUGCAAUUAUCCCAAAA